Molecule: messenger RNA, 1258 nt
Organism: Otolemur garnettii (small-eared galago)
Lineage: Eukaryota; Metazoa; Chordata; Mammalia; Primates; Galagidae
Gene: MSANTD1
Product: Myb/SANT DNA binding domain containing 1
Exons: 4
Coding region: 209-1006 (265 amino acids)
Biological process (GO): positive regulation of DNA-templated transcription
Cellular component (GO): nuclear body
Source: RefSeq, a predicted model, not a curated record
AAUGGGAGUGUCCACUUGGGCCACCUUUAUUAUGUGGAGGGGACACGAGACCUAGAGAGCACAGGCCUUACUGGGCUCAUAAAACCAGGCUGGACCUUGGCCUCUCAGUGCUGCUGUUGAGGCCUGAUGCUUCUCCCUGCAGGUGCUGCUGGGCCCCACCCUGGGCCUCUGCUCCUGAUCCCGCGGUGACUGGGGGUCCCAGCAGGCCAUGCAGCUAUGCCAAGGCACUCCCAGCAUGGCAGCUGCCGAGGUGCCCAGCUACCUGGUGUCCCCUCAGACGGAGAAGCACCGGCGGGCCCGAAACUGGACCGAUGCUGAGAUGCGCGGCCUCAUGCUCGUCUGGGAGGAGUUCUUUGACGAGCUCAAGCAAACCAAGCGGAACGCCAAGGUGUAUGAGAAGAUGGCCAGCAAGCUUUUCGAGAUGACUGGUGAGCGCAGGCUGGGCGAGGAGAUCAAGAUCAAGAUCACCAACAUGACCUUCCAGUACAGGAAAUUAAAAUGCAUGACAGAUAGCGAGUCUGUUCCUCCUGACUGGCCCUAUUACCUAGCCAUUGAUAGGAUUCUGGCCAAGGUCCCUGAGUCCUGUGAUGGCAAACUGCCGGAUGGCCAGCAGCCGGGCCCCUCCACGUCCCAGACCGAGGCGUCCCUGUCGCCGCCCGCUAAGUCCACCCCUCUGUACUUCCCGUAUAACCAGUGCUCCUACGAAGGCCGCUUUGAGGACGAUCGCUCCGACAGCUCCUCCAGCUUCCUGUCCCUUAAGUUCAGGUCAGAGGAGCGGCCCGUGAAGAAGCGCAAGGUGCAGAGCGGCCACCUGCACAAGAAGAAGCUGCGUCUGCUAGAGGCCAUGCUGGAGGAGCAGCGCCGUCUGAGCCGCGCAGUGGAGGAGGCCUGUCGCGAGGUGCGCCGCGCGCUGGACCAGCAGCACGUGCUGCAGCUGCAGGGCUUGCAGCUCCAGGAGCGCAUGAUGAGCCUGCUGGAGAGGGUGAUCACCAAGUCGGGCGUGUAGGCCUGUGGGCGGUGGCCUACCUGUGCACACAGCGGCCUGGACAGAGGGGACGCCCUCCACCAGGCCUGCAGUGGGCUUCUCCCGGCCAGACAUUCCUUCCGAGGGGCCUGGUGAGGAGCCCCCAGGCCGUGGACCGGGAGACCUGAGUCUCUGGCACUGAAGUCCUUCCUCAGACACAAGCCCCGGCCUUCGGGGUGCUCCUGGCAGGACAUCCUAGAAUCUGCCUCAAGCGAGGCCACCACCAGUGAUACU